Messenger RNA from Closterium sp. Naga37s-1, 999 nucleotides. The record is from the annotation of a GenBank genome assembly. Lineage: Eukaryota; Viridiplantae; Streptophyta; Zygnematophyceae; Desmidiales; Closteriaceae.
AUGCCGAGCUCUCCGAAGCCCAAGGACUCCCUUUGGAAGAAGGCCGGCAAGGCUUGUCUGUUUGUUGGCAAUUCAUGCGCGAAAAUGAUCGCCGACAACUUGACUAAGAAGAACGCGGCAAAGCUGGUGGCUGGCGCGGUGGUUUCGGGCGGCGGGAUGGCUGUUGACGCGGCGAGCGGCGCCGCAGCGGCAGCGAAGGGGGACAAGAAAGGCGCCACGGAUGCCAUGGUGAAUGUCGUCAAGGGCGCUGGCUCACUCGCGGCUUCCACCGUGGCGGGUCCCGUUGGCACAGUCGCGUUCAACGCGGCGACCUUCGCCGGGGGCAAGGCGAAACCCCUGGUGGAAAAAGAGGUGAAGAAGCAGCAGCAGAAGCAGAAGAAGAAGCGUGAGGAGAAGCCAAUGGCUAUCCGCGGGCUUUUCCUCGUCGCUCUUCUGUCCGUGUCGGUGCUCGCAGCGCUGACCCUUACCACCACGGCCGCCGCGCUUCGCGGCGGCACUCCGGAAGACACACUCCCGACGUCGACCACGAUUAGUACCACCGGAACCAGCACCGGCGCGGCUCGUACUAGAAUCGUUGCCAGCAGGCGCUCCCUCGCCACCUCGCCCAAAGCGUCAGACAAGAAGAGUCUGAAGAAGAAAUGUGCGGAUUUGGCGGGGAAUUGCUUGAAAAUGGCCGCCAACAUGCUGACUGGAAAGAACGUCGCAAAGAUGGCGGUUAACCACGCGGUUCCGGGCAGCGCGACAGCGAUCACCGCGAUGGAGGGCCUCGCAGCCGCGCGGAAGGGGGACAAGGAAGCCGCCAAGGAGGCCGCGAAGAGUGUCGCUAAGGCCGUGGUCUCGACCGCAGCUGGCGCGGUGGCGGGACCGCACGGCACACUCGCGUUCAAGGCGGGGGCCGCCGCGGCGGAGCAUGUGAAACCCAUCGUGGACGAGAAGUUGGCGAAGCGCAAGGCGGAGAAAGAGGAGGAACGUAAGGCGAAAAAGCCGAAGCGCGAGUAG